This is a messenger RNA of Carlito syrichta (Philippine tarsier), 2398 nucleotides long. It is a transcript of the gene STXBP3, whose product is annotated as syntaxin binding protein 3. The record is from RefSeq and is a predicted model, not a curated record. The transcript has 19 exons. Gene Ontology annotation, molecular function: syntaxin binding. The annotation marks the transcript as partial. NCBI's taxonomy places the organism in Eukaryota, Metazoa, Chordata, Mammalia, Primates, Tarsiidae. Gene Ontology annotation, cellular component: secretory granule; plasma membrane. Gene Ontology annotation, biological process: vesicle-mediated transport; neurotransmitter secretion; intracellular protein transport.
CGAGACCAGCCUGGGCGACAUGAGAUAAAAGCAACAGUGUUCGAUGAUUGCAAGAAAGAAGGCGAAUGGAAGAUAAUGCUUCUAGAUGAAUUUACCACUAAGCUUUUAGCAUCGUGUUGCAAAAUGACAGAUCUUCUAGAAGAAGGAAUAACUGUUGUAGAGAAUAUUUAUAAGAAUCGUGAACCUGUCAGACAAAUGAAAGCUCUUUAUUUUAUCACACCAACAUCAAAGUCUGUAGAUUGUUUCUUACGUGAUUUUGCAAGUAAGUCGGAGAACAAAUAUAAAGCAGCAUAUAUAUACUUCACUGACUUUUGCCCUGAUCAUCUCUUUAACAAAAUUAAGGCUUCUUGCUCCAAGUCAAUAAGAAGAUGUAAAGAAAUAAAUAUUUCCUUCAUCCCACAUGAGUCUCAGGUGUACACUCUUGAUGUACCAGAUGCGUUCUAUUACUGCUACAGUCCAGAUCCAGGCAAUGCACAUGGGAAAGAGGCUGUCAUGGAAGCACUGGCUGAGCAGAUAGUCACCGUGUGUGCCACGCUAGAUGAAAACCCUGGCGUGAGAUAUAAAAGUAAACCUCUAGACAAUGCCAGUAAGCUUGCACAGCUUGUUGAGAAAAAACUUGAAGACUACUACAAGAUUGAUGAAAAGAGCCUAAUAAAGGGUAAAACUCAUUCCCAGCUCUUAAUAAUUGACCGUGGCUUUGAUCCUGUGUCCACUGUCCUGCAUGAACUGACCUUUCAGGCAAUGGCAUAUGAUCUACUACCAAUUGAGAAUGAUACAUACAAGUAUAAAACAGAUGGAAAAGAAAAGGAGGCCGUCCUUGAAGAAGAAGAUGAUCUCUGGGUCAGAAUUCGACAUCGGCAUAUUGCCGUUGUGUUAGAAGAAAUUCCCAAGCUUAUGAAGGAAAUUUCAUCAACAAAGAAAGCAACAGAAGGAAAGACAUCACUCAGUGCUCUUACCCAGUUGAUGAAAAAGAUGCCCCAUUUCCGUAAACAGAUUACUAAGCAAGUUGUCCAUCUUAACUUAGCAGAAGAUUGCAUGAAUAAGUUCAAGCUUAAUAUAGAAAAACUCUGCAAAACUGAACAGGACCUGGCACUUGGAACUGAUGCCGACGGACAAAAGGUGAAAGAUUCUAUGCGAGUCCUCCUUCCAGUUCUGCUCAACAAGAGUCAUGAUAAUCAUGAUAAAAUAAGAGCAAUCCUGCUUUAUAUCUUCAGUAUUAAUGGAACUACAGAAGAAAAUUUGGACAGGUUGAUCCAGAACGUAAGGAUAGAAAAUGAGAGUGACAUGAUUCGUAACUGGAGUUACCUUGGUGUUCCCAUUGUUCCCCAAUCUCAACAAGGUAAACCAUUAAGAAAGGAUCGGUCUGCAGAAGAAACUUUUCAGCUUUCUCGAUGGACACCUUAUAUCAAAGAUAUUAUGGAGGAUGCCAUUGACAAUAGAUUAGAUUCAAAAGAAUGGCCAUAUUGUUCCCAGUGUCCAGCGGUGUGGAAUGGCUCAGGAGCUGUAAGUGCUCGCCAGAAACCCAGAGCUAAUUAUUUAGAGGAUCGAAAAAAUGGUUCAAAGCUGAUUGUUUUUGUAAUUGGAGGAAUGACAUACUCUGAAAUGCGCUGUGCUUAUGAAGUUUCUCAGGCACAUAAAUCCUGUGACGUUAUUAUUGGUUCGACACAUAUUUUAACACCCAAAAAGCUGUUGGAUGACAUAAAGAUGCUAAAUAAACCCAAGGACAAAAUCUUACUUAUUAAGGAUGAAUAAUCUUUCUUCUUGGGGGUUUUAGAAAUUCUUAUUAAUAUGCUGAACUAAAAUAGAACAAGAAAACGUUGCUAUCAUAUAAUUUAAACCAUGUAAAUAUUUUAUGGAGUAAUGACUUUUCAAAUACAUUUCUUAAGGGACUCUUGAUGAUUAUGUAUUGUUGGAUUUGCCGUUUUUGGUAAUUUAAAUAUUGUUGCUGCUUUGUAGAUAAUGAAUGUUAAAAUGCUUUCUAAAAGGACUUUUUCUCACCUUUGGAACAGAACAUAUUAAAGCUGUGGGUCGUUUUCCACAACCUUCUAUGUACAUACUAAUUACUCACUGAAUACUCACAUCUAAGUGUCUCACACCAAAGUAGAGUUUUUUGGGAAAGAAUGAUUUUAAAGAAAAAGUUGUAAAGGUAAAUCUGUAAAUGUGUGUGUAUGAUAAGAUUAUUUCCUGUGAGUGCAGUUUUUCUUUCAACUGAAAUACACAUUCUUUUAUGUAAAAUAAUUGUCAUUAAUAAAAACAGAAUGAUCUCGCAGUGUAUACUAUCAUGCUAGCUACUUCUAAAGAACACAAUUAUAUAUUAUUUCGAGAUAAUGUAUGUUUAGAAAACCAAAAAUAAUCAUAAGCAUUCUAAGAGGUAAUAAAUAUAUGGUUUCAAAACGUA